AUGAAAGCGGUUGGAACGUCAUCAAUUUGUGUUAAGGCUGACAAGUUUGAUGCCAAAAAGUAUUCCGAGUUACAUGGAGAGGGCACUGAGACCAAGCCACCCAAGGAAACAAAAGAAAAACCCAAGAAAGAAGCUCCUGCCAAAAAGGAAAAAGCUGCUGCCAAUGAUGAUGAAGAAGAGGAACGCCCAAGGCUUAGCGAAAAUGCUCUUGCGAAUCCACCCCCUAGAAAGUUUGACAUUGGUGCCUUUAAAAGAGUGUACAGUAACAUGGGCAUUUAG
Trichobilharzia szidati is the source of this 279-nucleotide messenger RNA. The record is from the annotation of a GenBank genome assembly. NCBI's taxonomy places the organism in Eukaryota, Metazoa, Platyhelminthes, Trematoda, Strigeidida, Schistosomatidae.